AUGGAGACAUGGCAAAUCUUCUUCGGCGUUAUCCUCUUCGCCCUCCCGCUGACCCUCCUCCUUUUACGCACCGGUAAGACCGGCGGCGGCGCCCGGCGGCCCAUCCCGCCUGGCCCGCCGUCCUUUCCGGUGCUGGGCAGUAUGGUGUGGCUCACGAACUCGCCCGCAGACGGGGAACUCCUCCUCCGGCGUCUGUUUGCGCGGUAUGGUCCCAUCGUGUCGCUGCGCGUGGGCUCCCGGCUCUCCAUCUUCGUCGCCGAUCGCCGCCUCGCGCACGCGGCACUCUGGCCGACCGCCCGACCCUCGCGUCCGUCAGGAUCAUGGGCGAGAAUGACAACACCAUCACGCGCGCCAGCUACGGGCCCGUGUGGCGCCUCCUCCGCCGCAACCUCGUCUCCGAGACGCUGCACCCGUCCCGCGUCCGACUCUUCGCGCCCGCGCGCUCCUGGGUACGCCGCGUGCUCGUCGACAAGCUGCGGGACGAGUCGUCCUCCGGCGGGGCGGCCGUUGUGGAGACGUUCCAGUACGCCAUGUUCUGCCUCCUCGUGCUCAUGUCCUUCGGCGAGCGGCUCGACGAGCCCGCGGUGCGCGCGAUCGCCGCCGCGCAGCGCGACCAGCUGCUCUACAUCACCAAGAAAAUGGCUGUCUUCGCCUUCUUCCCGUCGCUCACAAAGCACGUCUUUCGUGACCGCCUCCAGACCGCGCACGCCAUGCGGCGGCGGCAGAAGGACUGCCACCUCCACUGGCCUACAGUGGAUCAUGGCCGAACUGGUCAAGAACCGAUCAAUCCAGGAGAAGCUCUACGAGGAGAUCAAAGACACGACGGGAGACGACCAAGAAGAGGUCUCCGGGGACGACAUCCACAAGAUGCCCUACCUCAAGGCGGUGGUUCUCGAGGGCCUCCGGAAGCACCCGCCGGGGCACUUCGUGCUGCCGCACAAGGCGGCGGAGGACAUGGAAAUCGGCGGUUACCUGAUACCCAAGGGCGCAACGGUGAACUUCAUGGUAGCCGAGAUGGGCCGGAACGAGCGGGAGUGGGAGAAGCCGUUAGAGUUCUCUCCGGAUCGGUUCCUGCAAGGCGGCGCAGGCGAAGCGGUGGACGUGACCGGCAAUCGGGAGAUCAAGAUGAUGCCGUUCGGCGUGGGCCGGAGGAUCUGCGCCGGGCUGGGCAUCGCCAUGCUCCACCUGGAGUACUUCGUGGCCAACAUGGUGAGGGAGUUCAAGUGGCAGGAGGUCGCCGGCGAGGAGGUGGACUUCGCCGAGAAGAACGAGUUCACCGUCGUCAUGAAGAAGCCGCUGCGUUCACGCCUCGUGCCCCGUAGGUCUUAG
Molecule: messenger RNA, 1329 nt
Organism: Triticum turgidum subsp. durum (durum wheat)
Lineage: Eukaryota; Viridiplantae; Streptophyta; Magnoliopsida; Poales; Poaceae
Source: the annotation of a GenBank genome assembly